AUGUUUGUCCACUGGUUGGCUGUAUUGUUCGCAUACAUUACCGUUGCAAAUGCAGCUGCAAUUGCAGAAGCGGAAUUACAUGAAAGUGCCGUGUCUGAUAACGAUAUACUAGAUGCCAGUCAUUCUUUACCUGAUUUGGUUCACAUGAAUGCCGUGCCUUCAGAUUGGAAGACCAGCGGAGGUUUGGUUUUGGAGGAAGGGAGACUUCGUUUAACACCAAGUGCAUCCAGUCAAAGUUCGAUUUGGCACAAGACUGAUUAUCAAAUUAAGGACUCCUUCACCAUAGAAUGGACUUUCAGAAGUGUUGAUUUUAUAGGGAAAUCUGAAGGUGGGUUGUCCUUCUGGUUAGUGGAGGGUAAAAGUGCAGGAGGAACUUCUUUAUUCGGUGGACCAGAGGCGUUUGAUGGGCUUCAAAUUUUGGUGGAUUCCAAUGGGCCCGUGGGUAGUUCUGUUCGUGGUAUCUUGAACGACGGGUCUAAGAAAUUGACUGAAAAAAAUGUGUACGAUCAUUCUUUUGCCUAUUGUUUGUUAGCCUAUCAGGAUACUACUAUUCCAACCACUAUCAGAUUGAGUUAUGAUAGGAAGAACAAUAACCUAUUGAAACUUCAAGUCGAUAAUAGGGUGUGUUUCCAAACCAGACAAAUUCAAUUCCCACAAAAUGCGAAAAUGAAGAUGGGUAUCACUGCAAAGAAUGAUGCUAACAAGGAAUCAUUUGAAGUCCUGAAGGUACAUACUCAUAACGGUCUUACUAAAGAAGUUACAAUUCCAAAUGUUAACCCUAUGGAACAGCCUAGAUUGGUAACAAAGAUUAUCAACAAGGAUACUGGUAAAGAAGACGUUGUAGAAACAGAUUUCAUGAAAAUGAAGGGUUUAGCAAAUAAGGUGGACAACUACGAACUUUACAAGAAAUUGGAUAAGAUUGAGGGCAAGAUAUUAGCCAAUGACAUCAGCGUGAUAAACGGUAAAUUAAUUGGCAUCUUGGAAAAUCAAGCAGCGCACUUGAGAAAGCUAGAAUAUCUAUCAACUACUUUAGAAGUUAUUGUGGCUUCAAUGGGUAAAGAAGGUGAAGUAAAUACAGAAUCCUUCAAGGACCUCUUUGUUAUGAAUGAUAAGUUGGAGCAAUUACUUCAGGAUCAAGCAAAGAUUAGAGAGGCCACCAAACAAAGCAUGGAAAAUGCUGGAAAUGGCGUUUCAGUUGACGAAAUCGUCAAGAGACUCUUAAUGUGGAUUUUGCCUCUAAUACUAAUCGUUUUAGUUAUGGCAUACUACACUUUCAAAAUUCGUCAAGACAUUGUUAAAGUUAAAUUGUUAUAA
Kluyveromyces lactis is the source of this 1314-nucleotide messenger RNA. RefSeq lists its product as uncharacterized. The record is from RefSeq and is a predicted model, not a curated record. Lineage: Eukaryota; Fungi; Ascomycota; Saccharomycetes; Saccharomycetales; Saccharomycetaceae. Gene Ontology annotation, molecular function: D-mannose binding. The coding region runs from base 1 to 1314 and encodes 437 amino acids. The transcript has a single exon. Gene Ontology annotation, biological process: endoplasmic reticulum to Golgi vesicle-mediated transport; Golgi organization; endoplasmic reticulum organization. Gene Ontology annotation, cellular component: endoplasmic reticulum membrane; Golgi membrane; endoplasmic reticulum-Golgi intermediate compartment.